AUGGCUGCAGUAUUCCGGAGCUGCUGGGAGCUGUGCCACUGGAGUGGGAGGGGGGGUCCCUCCAUCCCCAGGGAGCAGAGAAUGGCAGUAAAGGGCUUUACAGGUGCCCCUUUCGGCACUCAGACAGUCAGAUUUGAUGUGUCAGCAGUUUAUCCAAAGUGUAAGAAACCUGGUACAUACACACAGGCGCCCUACUGCAAAAAGGUCUCUUCAGAGUUGGGCAGAAAGGUAGGCCCAGGCACCUACAAUAUUGACCAUGGAAGCUUUAGCUCCUCUGUGCUGCAUGAGAAGGCUUCAAAUUCUGGCUGGGCCAAAGCAGAGGAAGCGGCACGCCUCACCCAGAUGCCCCAUUUUAAUUUUAAGGAGACAUUGAAGAAACGCAAGUAUCUGAAAGAAAAACUAGGCCCAGGAACUUACAACAUCAAAGAUUUUCUGCAAGAAACCCGACCUGCAAGCAUCAGAGGUGUUUGUGACACUGGAGAAGAGAGGUUUAGAGACUUCAUUAGGGAUUGCCAUCCUGGCCCUGGGACUUACGGCAAGAAUGGAAACCCUUAUGCCCUGAUUGAGGAGAAGGAGAGACGCUCGGCAAACUCUCAAGGGAUAAUGGACAGCAAAACCGAAAAAUCUGUCUUACCUACUGCUGCGGGAAGUGGUUUGGGGCCAGCCACCUACAAUCUUAAAAACAGUACAGAUGAGAUGUUGAAACGUGUGGUCAGUAUUCGUGGCCCAUAUGACACCUUCACAGGAGACAGGUCAAAGCCUAUUAUCUGCGGACAUUACGCUGUGGAAAAGAAAUGCAUCGAGCUCGGCCCCAGCAACAUCAAGAGUUUUGUGGAAGAGCUGGACACCAAGGACAGAAAGAAAAAUGGUGUUUUCAGCACCCUCGCUCGGAACCCCGGCUGCCCCACGGAGCGGAUCUUCUGGGCCACACUCAGCCAGUGUCCACGCGCCACGUAUGCUGUAGGGCCAGGCUCACAUGAUCCAAAACCCGUGGAGCGAUCAGAAUACUUCAAUCAACCUCCAUUUUGGUCAUCUGCAAAAAGGGUUGACAGGAAAGCAUACCGCCUCUUUAUUGGAAACACGAACCCAGUUGGUGUUGGUCGCUAUGACAUCACAAAACAAGAAAAGUGCAAGUGGAAUACUAGAUACCGGUCACUUUACCAGUGUGAAACACACCGUUAUCUGAGUAAUCUGGAACAGGAUGCAUACUUACUACAGCGGAUCAACCCUGUUAAUAGAGGGCAUUGGAACAAUUUGGUUUCUGCUGCAAAUGAUCCAGAUACCUCUGCACAAGCUAUUGCUACUUCAAACUAAGUGCAUGCUGUAAAGCAGCAGGCAGGUGGAGACACUGUUAAAUAAAGACUGAUUAUAAGAAGGACAAUACUUACAACGUACAAUACAGCUGCACACAAGUCAAGAUAGUCUAAAACGACCUACAGUUUUGCUCUGCAAUAACACACUUAAA
Messenger RNA from Chelonia mydas (Green sea turtle), 1465 nucleotides. RefSeq names its product lymphocyte expansion molecule (gene CIMAP2). The transcript has 10 exons. The record is from RefSeq and is a predicted model, not a curated record. Bases 1 to 1314 code for a protein of 437 amino acids. NCBI's taxonomy places the organism in Eukaryota, Metazoa, Chordata, Testudines, Cheloniidae.